CAUCGACGGGGCUUGUCAUGAUCGCAAUUGAAAUAUUUAACUUAGAAGAGCCAGCGUCUAAUUUUCAUCAAUUGUGAAGAUUUGGAUCUGCGUAUUUUAAAACCUCUCAUGCGUAACACUGUGUGAAUCUGAAUGCGGAUGUGCAGCUGUAAAGGCAGGCGUCUUGUGCCGCUAUUGAAAUGAAAUAGGUCAGAGAAACAUGCAGUGUCAGUGCUCACAAUGCCGUAAACCCACCUGCCUGCCUUAUUAUUGAAUACCGUAGCGGGGCUGGGUGGAACACGGUUGUGAAUUAAGUAAACAAGAAGAGCCCUUUAUAAAUAUCCCACCGGGUGACAUUGCCAAGAUAGAUCUGGGGUAUUUGGUUUUUCCUUGGUGUAACCACAUACUUUUUGACGUGACUAUACGUAUUUAGAUAUUUCUGAUUCACUGGACUCAUCUGGAAACGUCCGCUUAGUUGGUGAGACAUUGCAGCAUUGUCGAGGACUACGUGUUACCAACACUGGAUUUGACAAAAUGGUGGAGGUAGACGGUUCGUUCAUUGAGGAAGUGGUUUGAAGGACAUACCUCGCCUGCAUAACACGGAAAGUUCACCUGUGUGAGAUAUGGCAGGAUCGUUGUUCCUCCCGUGCUGUCUGUGGACCGCAAAGGAUGAGGAUGGGGAUGUAUACACUAAAACACCACCACCACCAAGUGAGCAGAUCCAUAGCUCGGAGGCAACCGGUGACAAAGGCGGUGACAAAGGGGCUGACAAAGGCGGUGGAAGUGCUAGUCACGACACCAAACCAGAACCAGCGUCACGUACAACAUGCGAUGUUGGGGGAGGCAAGAACACAGCAGCGCCAGAAGCUGAAGUGGCUGCUUUGAGGGAAGAGAAGGAUCCCGAUGAUGAUGAGCAUCUUGACAGUGAGAUGGAACAGGAAUCUGUCAGACACAGUGGAGGUGACGGUAUUGGGACAAGGGAGGAACUACCAGACACCGUGAUGACACAGGAAUUUGAUCAACAUGGCGAGGUUCCAUUGAGUGAGAAGGAACCACAGAUCACUAGGGCUACACUGGAACCUGAUCAGGAUGAACAUGAAGAUGAACUGAAUGAGAGGGAGUCACAUGCUUAUAGGACUACACGGGAAUUGGAUCAGUUUGAGGAAAGUAAGGAUCCGUCAAUGGACAGGAACUCACCGGACACCUGGACCUCACAGGAAUGUAAUCAGGAUGAAGACCGAUCCCGGGAGAGGGAACCACUUAUUACUGGAACACGGGAAUGUGAUAAGCAUGUUCCAUCAUGUGAGCGGCAUCAUAGCGCGGCUACAUCGGGAUUUGAUCAGCACGGCCCAGUGGAUGACACAGUCAGUAAUAGGGACCAACGGGACAUUGGGGCAGUAGUGGAAUUUGAUCAACACUGUUCGUUGAUUGAUCAGGAACCAGAGGGCACUGGAACCACUCCACAGGAUAAUGAGACCACGCUGCAGGAGAAUGAGACCACAUCGCGGGAGAAUGAAACCAUGCCCCCGGGGAAUGAGAUCUCACCACAGGAGAAUGAGAACACAUGGCAGGAGAAUGAGAACACACGGCAGGUGAAUGAGAACACAUCGCGGGAGAAUGAGACCACAUCGCAGGAGAAUGAGAACACAUGGCAGGAGAAUGAGAACACAUCGCAGGAGAAUGAGAACACAUCCCAGGAGAAUGAGAACACAUCGCAGGAGAAUGAGAACACAUGGCAGGAGAAUGAGAACACAUCGCAGGAGAAUGAGAACACAUGGCAGGAGAAUGAGAACACACGGCAGGUGAAUGAGAACACAUCGCGGGAGAAUGAGACUAUUCCACCAAAGAAUGAGAUCACACCACAGGAGAUUAAAACAACACUGCAGGGUAAUGAGAACACACCGCGAGAUAAUGAGACCAUAUCGACGGAGGAGACCACAUCGGACGAGAAUGAGACCACGCCGCGGGGGACUGACACAACACAGGAACUCGGUCAGCAUGCUGAAGGUGAAGACCCAUCAAAGGUGGGAAAACCACAGGGGGCUGAGAUCACACCAGAAUUAUGUCAACAUGGUGAAGAUGGGGAUCUACUAAGUGACAGGGAAAUACCUAACACGAGUCCUGGACAAGAAUGUGAAAAGCAAGUUACAGCUGAAGAUGCUGGGGAGGAGAAGGGGCCACCAGACAGUGAGACUACGGGGGAAGCUGAUGGUCACAGUGAAAUUGAGGAUCAGUUACAAGAGAAGAAACGACAGGAAUAUAUCGAGCAAGUUUUAAGUGACCUGUUACAUGCUGCCGAUGACGAUGAUGUUGACGUUGACGUCAGUGAGACAUUAGAGACCCCUGAUCGAGCAACCCAACAACCCUCUCCUGAUAAACGCCUCGACACCGCUCUCCAUGACGCCUGCAGACUUGGGGACCUGCAGCAGGUUAAGGACACCCUAUCUGAUGGACUUAUGGACAUCAACUGUAGAGGGCGAGGAGGACAGACCCCAGCGAUGGCUGCAGCACGACAAGGACAUAACAAAGUGCUCCUCUUACUUGUAGAUGAAGGAGCUGACCUGUCACUGACGGCUGAUGACGGUAACAACAGCCUCCAUCAUGCGUGUCGUGUAGGACAUGUGGAAAUCGUCAAGACUGUCCUGGCGAAGAAUACUGUUGACAUUAACAGUAGAGGCCAGGGCGGGAGGACAGCUCUGUUAUGGGCAGCCGGGUGGGGUCGUGGCGCCAUCUUUGAAAUGCUAUUGCAGGCAGGUGCUGACCUGAGUGCAGUGAAAGAUGGCGGUAACAACAUCCUUCAUGUUGCCUGUCAUGGAGGCGAUUUGGCGAUAGUUAAGUAUGUCCUCUCUCAGGAUGUGGUACACAUCACCGACAGGAAUAGUGAUUGGGAAACGGCACCCAUGAUAGCAAAACGACGCGGACAUACGUCAGUGUGGAAACUUCUUAUGUCCAGUGGACGCCCCACGAAGUGAUGAAGGUCUAAGACACAGGCAUUGCAGGACAUGUGUAACACGUGAAGAACUGUUAUACAGUAGAGUAGAUUCCAAUGUUGACUCCAGUACACAGGUAUAAGUCAGAAAUCGUCAAACCAUCGUCGAUAUAUCGGUUGUGUAUGCAUACGUCACUCGAUCAUCCCUGAUACAUACGGUUGCUUUACAGUCGCAAUUUUAACCAGGCAGUGUCAGACAAAGGUAGGGUUCGCAAAAUAAUUUGCAUAGAGUUGAGCUCAUUUGACUUCCAUCAGUAAAACACGGCUUCAUUUGAUUUAACUAAUAUACGUGUCACAGUUACAUCGCAUUUCAUCCGUAUGUAUCCUGGGUUAAUGGAGGAGUGUGUACAAAGUAUUGACGAUGGGGCAGAUAAUAACCAGAAGCAUGUUAACCUUACAAUACUUAAAAUGAUUAGUGAUAGGUUAACGCCAGGGUGUAUGUAUUUGUUGGUAACGUAUCAUCUUGUUGAUACAAAUAUUAAUCAGUGGCAGGUUACGUGAGAGCUAUAUGUAAUAAUCAGAAACACUUCGAGAGGACUUAUCCCUCAAAGAUUACAAGGGCAAUUAUGUGACUUUUAUUACUUUCGAAUGUCUGCUUAGUGUGAAACAAAACUAUAAGCAUUCACUUUGUUACUGGAACCCGGCGCAGAAUCGAAGGACUUAUUAUCCGUUAUCAACUCAACCUAGGGACUUACCUGGUAUUUAGUCGCAAAAAAUCAAUUUUCACGGAAAAUUCGUGAAAAAGUGAUUAUGUCUCAGUCUGUUUAAAAAACGAAAUUGCCAUAAACAUUAAAUUAUCGAGAGGUGUUUUUCUUAAAACAAAAUGCAGGCUCAUAGUUUUAAAUUUAAUUUUUUAAAAAUCGGGUUUUGUAGUUGAAACAAUAUCUGAUUACGGUACAAAAUAUCCCGCCAAUCCCCAACCCGGAUAUGAAAAGGUCGGUCCCUUGUGACAUGAGAUAAACAACAUGGUAACAACAUGAGAUAAACAUGUUAUUUGUCAAGAAAAAACGAAAUUUCCACAAUUCUUUCACCGUCCAAGAUUGAUUGAGGGGAUGCACUCCCUCUCUUCAGCUCCGCGGUGAUGCGACCGUGUCAGGAUUUUAUGCAGGAUAGUUUGAAUUGUUUCAGCUGUUGAGAUGGUUGAAUAUGAAAGUGUAUUGCUACCUCAAUAAAGGCAAAAAAUUA
This is a messenger RNA of Haliotis rufescens (red abalone), 4153 nucleotides long. RefSeq names its product myb-like protein X. Gene Ontology annotation, molecular function: protein binding. The transcript has 6 exons. Lineage: Eukaryota; Metazoa; Mollusca; Gastropoda; Lepetellida; Haliotidae. Bases 603 to 2951 code for a protein of 782 amino acids. The record is from RefSeq and is a predicted model, not a curated record.